CCAGCACAGAAAAUGCUUUGGCUGGAGUUGCGAGUUUUCUGUGAUCACCAGAAUACUAACCUCUGUGUUCUGUCAAACAUGUGUCAAACUUGUUUACGCUGGUUAAAACCGAAAUAUUCAAUCAGAGAACAUACCACAUAGGGGAGAUAUUUUGUGAUAUUCAAUUGUCUUCAUUUGAACGAGUGUUUUAGUAGUGUUCAUAGAGAAAAUAAAAUACUCUAUGGUAGUGUUCACUGUAGUUUGGAAUUUCAGGAGGAAAGGAAGGCACUGGAAUCAGCUUGCGAUACGCACUACUUGGAGGUGAUCAAGCUGAUGCGGCCUGAAAAAAUCGUAGCCAUUGGAAGAUACAUUGAAAAGCGCACGUUGACUGUCCUAAAGCGCGCCCAUUUGAACGUUAAAGUUCUGUGCUUGCCCCAUCCCAGCCCCCGGUCGCCCAAUAACCAGGAUUGGCGCAAAAAAGCUACUGAAUUUCUACAAACCCAUAAUCUGGAUACAUUUUUCCAGUACCGCGCUGACGAUGGAAACUAGUUCAAAAGCCCUACUAGAAGAAGAGCAAAUGUUUAUGGAAAAGGCGUUUGCGUUUGCCAAGGAAGCUCUAGAUAAUCAAGAAGUGCCAGUUGGCUGCAUCUUUGUGUACGAAAAGGAAGUCGUUGCAGUAGGACGCAACGAAGUGAAUGAGAGCAAAAACGCCACUCGGCAUGCGGAAAUGAUCUGCAUUGAUCACGUUACAAAGUACUACAAAGACAACCAACUAGAACUAAAGGAAGUGUUUAGGAAAAUCGACAUUUACGUGACUGUAGAGCCAUGUAUAAUGUGUGCAGCAGCUCUUUAUGAUUUAAGUGUUCGCAGUGUAACUUUCGGGUGCAAGAACGAUCGAUUUGGAGGAAGCACAGUGCUGGAUGUGGCGCAAGUGUUAAAGCCCUCCACAUUGAUUAAAGGCGGCUACAAGGCAGAUGAAGCUAUGCAGUUGCUGAAGGACUUUUACAAAGGGCAGAAUCCCAAUGCACCUGCGGCUAAAGUCAAAAAGAAAUAUUAACUGAUGUGUUGAGGAGAGUAGCCAAUUGGUCUUAAAUCUACGUUUAUUACUUAA
Molecule: messenger RNA, 1090 nt
Organism: Dendroctonus ponderosae (mountain pine beetle)
Lineage: Eukaryota; Metazoa; Arthropoda; Insecta; Coleoptera; Curculionidae
Product: tRNA-specific adenosine deaminase 2
Exons: 2
Coding region: 518-1036 (172 amino acids)
Biological process (GO): tRNA wobble adenosine to inosine editing
Cellular component (GO): nucleus; cytoplasm
Molecular function (GO): tRNA-specific adenosine-34 deaminase activity
Source: RefSeq, a predicted model, not a curated record